UUAUAAUAUAAGCUGCUAAGAUGAUACGUCGUGUGUAGCAUCACCAGUGUAGUGGUAAAAUUAGUAGUGCGCACGCGUCUUGCAGACAGUUCAAAAUGUUACGAUACAAAUUGUUUACUUCUAUUUUAUUCGUCUCUAUGGUGACUAUCUCCCAUUCGCAACGGGACAAUAAGUAUUUUCGCAAAGACUACACAUACAUUGAAGCGACUGACAGCUUUUACAAGAUGCACACGAUUCACAAAACCUGGGAAAAUGCCAAAGACCUGUGUGCCAUGGAAGGUGCCACUUUAUUCUACCCUGAAAAUCAGGAAGAGGCAGAUGCUGUGUCGCUAUACUGGAACGCAACACAACCCUUCCCUCACAUAUUCAUCGGAGCAUCCAGCUUGAUAGCUAAGGGAAUCUUCGAAACUGUUGAUGGCCAGCUGAUAUCAGACGUGUACUCCAACUGGGCUCCUGGUGAACCAAACGACUCAUCCGGCAACGAGGACUGCGUGAGCAUGAACAAAGACCAGACCUUGAAUGAUCUCAGCUGCGAGCACAAAAGCCCUUUCGUUUGCAAGAAAACGCUUGACUCUUUGGACUGGAACACGAAGUGUGACAUACCAUAUUUAGACUAUGAAUUCGACGAGACUCUGGGCAAGUGCUACAAGUUCUACUCUGAACCAAGGACAUGGCGUGAUGCGUACGUAGCCUGCAGCGCAGAACUGUCAUACUUGGCCAUCAUUGACAGUCAAGCAGAGGCUGAUCAUCUGGCGAAAAUAACAACAGAUGCCCCUAAGGAAGACAGCCAGAAUGCCCUCGAAGAUACAGUGUUUCUGGGCUUCAACAAAUUGAGAAAAGGAUGGAAGACUAUUAAAGGCACAAAACUACAAAACAGUGGCUAUACCAAAUGGGGAGAUCAGCAACCUGAUGGUGGAGACAGUGAAUCAUGCGGUGGCAUGUCCUAUGACGGUCUCUUGAAGGACGCCAAGUGUGAAGACCAGAGCUAUUUUAUUUGCGAACAUGACGUGGCUACUUCUUACAACUUACAUGAGAGAUUCGGUGACUAGUGUUCACGGUGAUAUUUUAGUUAGCUAGUUCAAAUUAGUAGAGGAUACGUUUUGGACGCUCUUGCAUUUCUUAUUAGAUAAAUCUUUAAUUAUUAUAGAUAAUAAAAAUAUACUCAUUUAUCUGGCGAUAUUUUUUACUAGACAAGGUGUAUUAGGGUCAUCCUUAGGGUCAUCAGUGAUCAUGGUUACCCUAGGGCCUAGGGAAAUGAGAAACAAUAAAGAGCGGGAAAAAUGUACCAUACUCGUAGAAGACCAUUCAAUUACACAUUACUGACACAUUCCUUGUCCGUGUUAUAUCCUCUGAAUUGCUGAAAGAACUCAAAAUAAAAUUGAAAAUAGGGCAAGUUUAAAUAAAAUAGAUUUUAGGUCGAUAUAUUUUUAUUGAUUUACAGAAAUAUGGAUUCACACUUAAAUUUUAGAUCCUGGUUUACAAUGGAUAAUCAGUUACAGUCUUUUAAUAAUAUUUUAAGUCAUGAAACUAAUUCUACUUAUAAAUGAACCUAAAAACGAUAAAAGUUGUAGUAAGUACAGUAUUUUAUGUGUUUCAGUUUUAGAUUUUUUUCACCAAAACUGUGAAUCAAAACAGAGGGUCCAUAAUAUUCUGAGUAUAGUUGUUCCAAUUAUGUGUGGUGGCUCACUCUGUUCGUUUUUCAAAACUUUUGACAGACAUUACACUAUCGUUAUUUGCAUGUAUGUACA
Messenger RNA from Ostrinia furnacalis (Asian corn borer), 1748 nucleotides. RefSeq names its product CD209 antigen-like protein E. NCBI's taxonomy places the organism in Eukaryota, Metazoa, Arthropoda, Insecta, Lepidoptera, Crambidae. The record is from RefSeq and is a predicted model, not a curated record. The transcript is spliced from 5 exons. Bases 96 to 1049 code for a protein of 317 amino acids.